AUGGACCUCAGCGCAAACCCGACAACAUUCGUUGAUUUGACGGUACCGAGGGAACGAGUCGCGCACGCUCCCCAAACGCCUACGAACCCAGUAAGGCGCGAGGCUCACCCGUCAAGUCCACCGCCAGGAACUCCUAAGAAGCCGAGGGUUGUCAGGACGCCGGAGGAGCUGGCAAGACAACGCGCAUGGGAUGCGUGGGUUGCUGAGAACCAAUGGCAGGUGAACAAGCGAUACGAGCACAAGGAGAAGUCGCCUAGACUGAAGAAGACAAAAGCUCUGGAAAGUUACAUCAAGAAAUGUACGCCCAAACUGACCGAACGCGAUCUUUGCACUCUUCCGUACGAGACGGAGCGUGACGCGCGUGAUGUACGGUACAGAUCUGCACAUGUAUACACGAAGAAAGAUAUCAUGGAGCUUGUGCAUCUGAAGGCGAAUGCUCUGGGCAUUUCAGCUGACUGUCCACCGCACUCUUCACCUGAGCCGGAAGGUGCUUCGCCCACGCCUGGAUCAUCGAAAGCGCCCAAAUCGCCGAAGAAGCGAAUCAAGCUAGAUAAAGCAGAAACAGACUCGACCAAGACGAAAGCUUCCCGACCGAAGAAGGCGAAGGCGUCCAAAGAGCCUACGCCGAAGCAGAAGUGGGAUGAAGAGAUCAAGAGACGUGGGGAAUGGACGGUUGACAAGAAGUACAAGCAUCAAGGAUACCCACCGACGUUUAUCAAGAGCGAAGCUCUGAAGUAUGCGCGUCGAUUCGAUCAGCCGAAGCUGACCGCACGCGAACUCCUUACCCUGCCAUACGAAACAAUACCUAAUCCCAAGGACCCGCAUUACAGGGCGUCGCACGCGUACUCGACACGAGAUAUAGACCGUCUUCUGGCUGAGAAGGCCCAGCAGCUAGGCAUUGACAUCAAGGCGCCGUCUCCGCCGCCUCCGCCGCCUCCAUCCGACAAUUGGUGGGACCCUGUUCAAGACCCUCUCAUUAAUCGCGAAUAUACCCCCCCGGAUACAGCACAUCCGGAAGACCCGCCACCAGGAGAUAUUAUCUGGACUGGUGAACACAUCCAACAUAUCAACCUGUUGCUCGAAGACGCCUGCUUGCUCUAUUGCGUGAGCAAGGACGAUCUGCGUGAUCUCGCCGCGCAUUCUCGCUGGUUAGACCGCGAGACCGUGGCGAAGCGUGCGGUAUUUCUACACGGCGGCUUCAAACGCCACAACGAGAUCGUUGUCGCCCGCCGCAAAGAGUCCAUGGACAAAUACGAAGAUAAAGUCGCUGCGGCAGGGAACUACCACGACGGGCAACCCGCCGAGCACUAUAGUCCUUACCUCGAAGCAUUAUUCAAGAGAGCGUACGAGGAGGACCAGCAGUCGUCUGUAGAGUGCGAGUCGAUCUUGCAAGAAAGGGCUUAUCCCCCACCGUCCUACGAUCAUGGUGCAGAAGGGUAUCGUCUUAGAGUAAAGCAAUUCGCACCCAUGCUCGAGUACGAUGAAGGGGAUUACGGUUCUUGCAAGCGCAAAGACUUCCACCACUCGCAAUCGUACGCUACUCGCGCCUCUUCACCUCCCGCCACCAACCUUCUCUCUCUCUCAUAUCCGUACAUCAUCAUUAUGGGCAGGAAAGCCAAGGACAACGAGUUCAGCGUCGACUGGCCCGUCGGCUCGUCCGGUUAUCCGGGCUUCAACUACGGCAUCGAUUGGUACUCUGUCGAAGAGGCCACCGGCCCGCAGAGCCUCAUCUACUCGUACCAGAUCAAGAUCAAGACGGAGACAUGGGCGCCGCAUUGCUACUUCUACGACGAGACGGGCGACUGCUAUAGUCUUGACGUCGAGUUGCCCGGAGAGCAUGUCGUCCGGUACAACUCCUCUAGCCCCAAGAUCGUCAAGGUCCGCAUUGGCGAUGAGAAGCCUUGA
Messenger RNA from Peniophora sp. CBMAI 1063, 1905 nucleotides. The record is from the annotation of a GenBank genome assembly. NCBI's taxonomy places the organism in Eukaryota, Fungi, Basidiomycota, Agaricomycetes, Russulales, Peniophoraceae.